This is a messenger RNA of Paramacrobiotus metropolitanus, 3401 nucleotides long. RefSeq names its product maltase-glucoamylase-like. Bases 100 to 3123 code for a protein of 1007 amino acids. Gene Ontology annotation, biological process: carbohydrate metabolic process. The transcript has 15 exons. The record is from RefSeq and is a predicted model, not a curated record. NCBI's taxonomy places the organism in Eukaryota, Metazoa, Tardigrada, Eutardigrada, Parachela, Macrobiotidae. Gene Ontology annotation, molecular function: carbohydrate binding; alpha-1,4-glucosidase activity.
UGUCAUACUAAGCGUAAACGUUUAUACGAGUACGAGUAUAUAAACUUGAUACACGCUGAUUGAAUAAUUACAAUCGUUCGUGUCGGGAACGCCGCAAAUAUGAUGGUUCCCGUCGUUCUCUUUCUGGCGCUCGCCAGCAUUCCAUACGCAACCGCGGAGUCGCGUGCUGAUGGCGAUGUACAGUUGGCCUGCACCCUGGAUUCCUUCCACCUGAAGAUCAAACAAUCCAGCUGCAGUUGUACAUGCGACGGCGCACCGGUAUCGCCCACGGAACUGGCUGCUACGGUGCCCACUACGCCCGCGGUUCGCACCACCCCGGAGAUUCCCACGACCACCCCGGUAGCGCCGAUUAAUCCUGGAAGCGGUGUUACGUGCGCAACCCAACCCAAUGAGAAUCUGGCGCCGGUAGAAGCCGAUGAUUUCGACCGCGUGGACUGCUACCCGGAUUGGGGCGCUUCCGAGGCCGGCUGCGUGGCUCGCGGCUGCAUCUGGCAGCCGUCGCAGUACCCGAACGGACAGUCCACCGGGGCGCCGUGGUGUUUCCAUCCCGGAUCGAAUGUACCGAAAGCAUACAAUAGCAACGGUUGCGCCGCCGCGGCUGACAAGGCCACCUUCGCGCUGACCAAAGCCUAUACCGGCAAUUCCUUCAGCACACCCUGGGCCGACGUCCGUGUGGAUAUUGAACAUGUGGGAAAGAGCGUGCUGCGCAUCAAGUACUACGAUGCCGGUCGCUCCCGCUACGAAGUACCCACGCCAAUCAACCGUCCUCCGCCAUCCACCACGACCACCGACUACGAGGUGCGUGUGUACCAGGAACCGUACUUCUACUUCAAGGUCAUCCGCCGCUCCACCGGCACUGUCCUGUUCGACACCUCCCUGGCCGGCUUGAUCCUGGAGGAUCAAUACAUCCAGAUUAAGACCAAGCUUCCGUCGGAGAAGAUCUUCGGGUUUGGGGAGAACCGGCAUCGCACCUUCAAGCACAAUCUGAACGUGGGCGCCGUGCCCAUGUGGACGAAGGACUCGCCGCCGGGUUAUGAAAACGGGAACCAUUACGGCUUCCAUCCGUACUAUAUGGUCGUGGAGGACAACGAUGGGCGGGCGCACGGCGUGCUGCUGCACACCAGCAGCGGAAUGGAAUAUAAAUUUGCUCCCGGCCCUACGUUGACGUUGAAACUGAUUGGCGGUAUUCUGGAUUUUUACUUUGUUCUGGGCGACAACCCGGAAGAAGUCACCCAACAGUAUACAGCGUUGGUGGGGCGUCCUUUCUUACCGCCCUACUGGUCACUGGGUUUCCAGUUAUCCCGUUGGGGCUACAACUCCUUAACGAAACUGCAGCAGAUCAUCAACCGCAACCGCAUGGCCGGCGUGCCACAAGAUGUACAAACACUCGAUAUCGAUUAUAUGCGCUUCCGGCAGAACUUUGUUAUUGACCAUGAUAACUACAACGGACUGGGCGCCUAUGUGGACCAGCUGAAGCGGGACGGUAUUCGGGCGGUUAUCAUUCUGGAUCCGGCUAUCCAUUCCGAUGCCCCGAUCAAACAUCCCAAAGAUCCGCAGUAUCUGCCGUAUGAUAAUGGUGUUAUGCAAGAUGUCUUUAUUAAAUGGCCGCACGGCGUUACCGGUAUCGACAGCAUCAAUGUGGGUCCAAAUAACAUUCUUCUGGGCAAAGUGUGGCCGGAUGGACGCGCGGCAUUCCCGGAUUUCUUCUCGGAGAAGGCCAAAACCUGGUGGAAGAACGAAAUUGUCAAGCAGCAUCAGACACUCAAAUUUGAUGGAUUAUGGAUCGACAUGAACGAACCGGCUUCCUUCGGAACGAACACCAACGGCCAGGGCCAGUGGUUCUGCGGCGGUGACCUGCCUGGGAACCACACCUGCCAGGGUCUGCGCUGCCCACAAAACAGUCUCGAACAGCCACCCUACACCGGCCGUCUGGGACGUCUGUCGGACAACACCAUCUGCAUGUCGACUGAGCAGGAAUGCCGGCCGGGUCAGCGGUGCACCCACUACGACGUGCACAAUCUGUACGGAUGGAGCCAGAGUGAGCCGACCUUCGCGGCCGGUCAGGAGGCCACCGGCAAACGUAUCCUGGUGGUGUCGCGCUCCACCUACCCAGGGAACGGCCAGCAUGUCGGCCACUGGCUGGGCGACAAUUCGGCCAACUGGGGCGAUCUGCAGUACUCCAUUGUGGGGAUGCUGGAGUUCAACAUCUUCGGAAUUCCUUAUAUUGGCGCUGAUAUUUGCGGUUUCUUUAAUGAACCAUCGGAGGAAUUAUGUGCUCGUUGGCAGCAAGUCGGCGCAUUCUAUCCGUACGCGCGCAACCACAACGGCAACCACUAUAAAGAUCAAGAUCCGGCACAAUGGCCGUUAGUGGCCGAUGUGACCAAGAAAGCCCUGGCCAUCCGCUACCGUCUGCUGCCGUACCUGUACACCCUCUUCUACCACGCCCACACUACCGGCUCAACGGUCAUUCGGCCGCUGCACCACGAAUUCCUGACUGACCAGACCACGUACGAUAUCAACGACCAGUUCCUGUGGGGUGCCGGUCUGAUGAUCUCGCCGGUCGUGCAAGAUGGGUGGCGCUCACGCAGUGUCUACUUCCCCGAUGCCAAGUGGUACGACUACGCUGGAACGCCGGAAGUGACGCGUCAGGGCAGUCGUACGUUGCCGAUGGAGAUCGACCAGAUCGGUAUGCAUUAUCGUGGCGGGAUCAUUUUCCCGGCGCAAGUCCCGGGCAAGAACACCGCCGAAUCCCGACGCAACCCCUUCCAGUUCAUUGUCGCUCUGAAUGAUACAUACGCGGCCAACGGUGACCUUUACUGGGAUGAUGGCGAAGCUAUUGAUGCCAUUUCCGGUGGGAAGCAUUUGCGCGCCUCCAUGAAGUUCCGCCAGAAUGCUCCGCAUCAGUGCACCUUCACGUACACGGUGGACGCCAGUGCCAACGUCAACAGCGGCAAUGUGAUCGUCCGCGACAUUCACCUGUUCGGAAUGCCCUUUGCUGUGGUGCGAGCGGAAGCCAGCCGGGGCUUUGCACAUGUCAUUAAAGUGGGCCAGGCGUACCAGGUCGUCUUGCAGGACAUUCCACUGAAUGCGUCCUUCCACGUCAGCUUAUUCCCUACACUGUGAUUUUUCUGGCGUGAUUAGCUGCAUAAAUUAUGGAGCACUUAUUUAAUUAAGCGGUCCGAAUAGAGUUGUAAUGAAUAUUUAUGCGAUUACUUCCGUUUCAAACAGUGCAUUGUUUUUGGAGAAAUGCAUGCUAGUCAUUUCAUUGACUCGGUGAUGGGUUUGAGAAAGGCAUCCCCUAAGAAGACGCAACCAGAUUUGGAAAUGGUUGGAUGCGCGCUAAAGAAGUGUUUGAUUUGCUUAUUUCUCUUGGUGCAUUAAUCUGUAUUACCCAACAAAAA